Myripristis murdjan (pinecone soldierfish) is the source of this 1596-nucleotide messenger RNA. RefSeq names its product glial cell derived neurotrophic factor a (gene gdnfa). The coding region runs from base 184 to 942 and encodes 252 amino acids. Gene Ontology annotation, biological process: positive regulation of branching involved in ureteric bud morphogenesis; negative regulation of neuron apoptotic process; peripheral nervous system development. Gene Ontology annotation, molecular function: glial cell-derived neurotrophic factor receptor binding; growth factor activity; receptor tyrosine kinase binding. The record is from RefSeq and is a predicted model, not a curated record. The transcript is spliced from 3 exons. Lineage: Eukaryota; Metazoa; Chordata; Actinopteri; Holocentriformes; Holocentridae.
GCAUGAGGACACUGUCAAUGAAUGCGAACUGGUCAGAAGAAGAUCUCGGCUUCAUAAAUCUCUGGACAGCUGAUUCAGCUUGGGACAUUAAAGGAGUCGUCUUUUCUGCUUGGACUUAUAACCAACUAGUUUCAGGUCUGCAUGGGCCUUAUUUAAGCUUUCCUCAGAGGAACUGAGUCUAAAAUGAAGUUAUGGGAUGUUUUGGCCACGUGUUUGUUGCUCCUGAGCUCUGUUGCUACAAGGCCUCUCUACCAAAACCCUCAGCCAGCCAAGAGAACUUAUUUUCCCAGAGGCUACACUGAUUCUGGGUCCCUGUCUGUGGAGGAAGUAGAGCCGCAGUUCCAGCGUGAAGACCGCAGCCUGCAGGAAAUCUCUAUGGAGGAUCAGUACGACAUCACGGGCCCCUAUCCGGGGCAGCUUGAUGAUGUAAUGGAUUUUAUUGAGGCUACCAUUGGCAGACUCCGGAGAUCAUCAGAGCCGAGCGGACGAAGGGAGCAGAGACAGAGGGGCGCAUCAAACACAGGAGGUGCAGGAGGAGCAGGGAGGGGAGUAGGACACGGAGACAGAAGGAAGGGUCGGGGGCGUGGGGGGAGUCGAGGUGGGAAAGGAGGCCGGGGCGAGAGAGGGCGGGAGAGGACUUCAGUGCAGACUCGUGGCUGUUUGCUAAAGGAGGUCCAUCUCAAUGUGACAGACUUGGGGCUCGGCUACCGGACCAAAGAGGAGCUGAUCUUCCGGUACUGCAGUGGCCCCUGUGUCGAGGCGGAGACCAACUACGACAAGAUACUCAACAACCUCACUCACAACAAGAAGCUGGACAAGGACACGCCCUCUCGCACCUGCUGUCGACCGAUAGCGUUCGAUGAUGACUUAUCCUUCCUGGACGACAAUGUGGUGUAUCACACAUUGAAGAAGCAUUCUGCCAGGAAGUGUGGCUGUGUCUGACGGAGUCACCUACAGGUCCCAAACUGACAGACAUGACCACUGAUGCAGGGGAUGCAAGAAAUGCAUUUAGAGGCUGGUGCUCCAUCCUAAAACCAGGGGACGUUCUUGGAUAUGGGGCAUUGGGGUAAUGCAUUUGGAUGACAAGGGAGUGAAAGGUCUCUUAACUUUCCUGAUAUGAGUUAAUAGUCAAAUUGAUGCAGCUCACAAAGCAAACAAGAACGCAUGGUAUCCUGGGUGAGUAUAGAGAAAUCAUCUCUGUGAACUUGCAUUAGUCAUAUCAUCUGAAAGACAGCCCAUCCAAAGGAACCUGUUCUUUUUGAUUUUCUGUGUUCAGUCCCCCAGAACCCCAGAGCAGUAUUUUGAUGAUUAAAUCUGACACAUGCAGAAUUGUAUCACAUGUAUACCCAUCUGCAGAUGAAACAGUACUGUUACACUUCCAGAGUUGCCAACCUUGUUUCUUAAAGGUGAGAAUGAGGCAGAACUCUACUCUGAGUAAUCCCAUGUUCAGAUAUUCCCAUGUUUUUCUGGGAGGAGUGUUUCCAGCUAAAGUCCAAAUCACUUCCACAGCGUAGUCUGGAUGUUGACGUUUACAUUCAGAGCCAAGGGAUGAGAAAAACCACAACGGGGUUCAGCAAAGACUUUAUGGUGCAACGC